Xiphophorus maculatus (southern platyfish) is the source of this 1690-nucleotide messenger RNA. Its product is annotated as F-box/LRR-repeat protein 3-like. The record is from RefSeq and is a predicted model, not a curated record. The transcript has 6 exons. Gene Ontology annotation, biological process: SCF-dependent proteasomal ubiquitin-dependent protein catabolic process; G2/M transition of mitotic cell cycle; regulation of cell cycle. Gene Ontology annotation, cellular component: cytosol; nucleus; SCF ubiquitin ligase complex. NCBI's taxonomy places the organism in Eukaryota, Metazoa, Chordata, Actinopteri, Cyprinodontiformes, Poeciliidae. The coding region runs from base 295 to 1599 and encodes 434 amino acids. Gene Ontology annotation, molecular function: protein binding.
UCUGAUCCGCACACCAACACAAACGCCAUCUUUAGCCGACAAAGUGCUGUACUGAAGCAGAGUUGUGGUUCGAAACUAGGUCAGGCGCCUGGAAAACUCGAAGACUUUUGGAGAUCUCCCGUCGGAAGCCUCCUCGGUUGGUGUUCAGCAACGCCCGGCCACACCGCACCGUCGUAUGGUCCAAUGUGUUUGAUCGCUCGGCCAGCCCGUACGCAGUUUUAUUUUGUCGGUCCAGGUUGACGUUGAAAGUGAUCCUCCGUAAAUAAGCAACCGACGGUGGAGCUAAAAGCCAGGAUGAAACGAGGUCUCCAAGAGAAUGAGCAGGAGGAAGGAGGAGGCCCCAGUGGGGGGUAUCAGAAGAGUAUCAAAUGGUCAACUAAGCAGGAUGGAGAGAAAGAACUGGAAGAGCAAGGAGCCAGCUGGGAGUGUUUGCCGCAGGAGAUCCUGCUUCACAUUUUCCAGUACCUCCCACUGCUGGACAGAGCUUUUGCUUCUCUGGUGUGCCGGGGCUGGAAUCAGGCCUUCCACAUGCCAGAGCUGUGGCGCUGCUUUGAGUUUGAGCUGAACCAGCCGGCCAGCUCCUACCUGAAGGCCACGCACCCGGAGCUCAUCAAGCAGAUCAUCAAAAAGCACUCCAACCACCUCCAGUACGUCAGCUUCAAGGUGGACAGCAGCAGAGAGUCUGCAGAGGCGGCGUGCAACAUCCUCUCUCAGCUGGUGAAUUGUUCUUUGAAAACCCUGGGACUCAUAUCCACAGCCAGGCCCAGCUUCAUGGAGAUGCCCAAGUCUCACUUCAUCUCCGCUCUGACGGUUGUUUUCGUCAACUCCAAAUCUCUGUCCUCCCUGAAAAUCGACGACACCCCUGUGGAUGAUCCCUCCCUCAAAGUCCUGGUGGCCAACAACAGCGACACUCUCAAGCUGCUGAAAAUGAGCAGCUGCCCUCAUGUUUCACCUGCCGGCAUCAUGUGCGUGGCCGAUCAGUGCCACGGCCUGAGAGAGCUGGCUCUGAACUACCACUUGCUGAGCGACGAACUCCUCAUCGCGCUCUCCUCGGAGAAGCACGUUCACCUGGAACACCUUCGCAUCGACGUGGUCAGCGAGAACCCAGGCCAGCAGUUCCACACCAUCAAGAAGAGCAGCUGGGACGCCAUGGUGCGCCACUCCCCCAAAUUCAACCUGGUGAUGUACUUCUACCUCUACGAGGAGGAGUUCGACCCUUUCUUCCGCGACGAAAUCCCCGUCACACACCUGUACUUCGGCCGCUCCGUCAGCAAAGACGUGCUGGGCCGCGUCGGGCUCACCUGCCCGCGUCUGGUGGAGCUGGUGGUGUGCGCCAACGGGCUGCGGCCUCUCGACGAGGAGCUCAUCCGCAUCGCCCAGCGCUGCACGCAGCUGUCCGCCAUCGGCUUGGGGGAGUGCGAAGUGUCCUGCAGCGCCUUCGUGGAGUUCGUGAAGAUGUGCGGAGACAGACUGAAGCAGCUGUCCAUCAUGGAGGAAGUGCUGGUUCCGGAUCACCGUUACGAGCUGGACGACAUUCACUGGGAGGUGUCGAAGCAUUUGGGUCGGGUCUGGUUCCCUGACAUGAUGCCUACAUGGUAGAGUUUGGUGAGGGGCUAAUUUGUUUUUUGUUUGGAUUUUUUUUUUGUGUACAGAUUCUUAUUUUUACUGGUACAACAGAAGAAGAAAUUAC